Molecule: messenger RNA, 8247 nt
Organism: Thamnophis sirtalis
Lineage: Eukaryota; Metazoa; Chordata; Lepidosauria; Squamata; Natricidae
Source: RefSeq, a predicted model, not a curated record
CCGUGCAAAUAUUUCUGCCUCCACGACGGGGAGAGUGAGAGAGAGGGGGUGCUGGGAGGCAGGCUUGGCUGUGCUCGGUCCCGUUGGGACAAUAAUGGACUAGGAAGCUAGUCAGAAAGAGAGCUUCCGUCCCCAGGACAAGCGUCGGAGAUUCGCCACUUGGUUGUUGAUUUUCAGCCUUAAGAGGGGAAAAAAGUAGCCUGCUUGCUUAUCCUGGUUGUUGAAGAUGUCUGGAGGGAGUACUCGGAGGAGAACUGGUUCCCCCUGGCACAGCAAUUUAUCUCGCCUUUUUACGAGAAGUUCUUCCAAGGAACAGGAAGACGAGAGCAAAGUAGCCCCUGAACUGCACUGCACACGAAGUGUUGAAAUUAAGGAAGAUGAAUCUACGGAUGUGAUUUCUCCAAGAAAAGAAAGCAGUCCUCUUCCAGAAUUAUUAAAGGUUUCAGUCUGUAAAAAUACGGAUUUCUGUACAGAAGGCUUGAAUAGAUCUACCACUCAAGAGGAAUUAAAGAAAGCAAAAAGUCUUCCUAGUUUGAUUCAUGAAAGCAAGGCAAACAAUAACAAUAAACGGUCUAAAGAAGGAUUUUUGCAAUAUCUUGGGAGUUUAUUUGGUAUUUCUUCUAAAUCAUCAUACAAAGAAAAAGAACCUUCUAAUUUUGAAGAUGGACAUUGCAAAACUAAAAAAGGCUUUUCAGAUCAAGAUAGCCAUCAAGACAAAGGAGAUACUGAGCAUCUCAAAUCAAAUAUACUUGUCAUUUCAAAUUUUGGAACUGAACAGAAAAUAUCAAGCAAAGAUGAAGACAGUAAUUUAAGAAUUAAAUCUAGUCCACAACAUUUACAGGACCCUCAGGAUCAAUCUGCUGAAACAGCCAAAAAAACAGAAAGUGAACUCCCGGCACAUUCAAUUACUUAUGCAACCUACCGAGGUUCUGCAAGAAUUAAGGAGUUGCUUAAGAAACAAGCAGACUUGGAACAAGAAACAGUAACCAGAACCAGUAUUAGCAACUGUCUUGUGGAAAGCAAAAAAGAGGAAAUCAUAAAUACUUUAAGCUCAGAAACUACAAAAGAACCAGACUCAUUACUGCAGAAUGGAAAAUCUGAAACUAAAGAUGACAAACAAAAUUCACAAGAAAACAAGCUUUUAUCUAAAAUGAAUCAGAAGGAAGAUGUUCAGGGUGAUUGUGAGCACAAUGAAGUAAAGAACAAAAUUACCACUUUGAGAGAAAUUAAAACCAUCAAAAACUGCAUUGAAGAACUUGAGUCUGUAAAAUGUGUAUCACUUUCAGACAAAACAGAAAUUAAUAGGAAACUUUUGUUAGAGCCACCAGCAUUGCUGCCAAAUCAGGUCAGUUUUAGCUACGAAAAUAUAGAUUCUGCAAGAAUCAAUUCAGAAAACAGUAGAUUAGAUGAAAAGAGAAAAGCAUUAAAAGAAAUACACAUGCAGCCACAGUCAAACAAUGCUACUACUGUUUGUUCUAAAAAAGAAACACAAUUAUCUGUUUUUUCUAACACAGAAACAAAAGAGGCAAUACAAAAUGAGUUUUCAUCUUACCUCAAAGUAGAGUCAACUAAUAAUGAUCAUCAAUUGUUAGAAGAUAAAUAUUCUUGGACUGAGGAUCAGUUCAGAUUAGAAUCAGUUAAUCCAUCAUUGUACAUGAAUAACUAUAACUGUGGUGAUCAAGUAAAUAAUGGAACAAACAGUAAUAAAGAUUUAAAUACAGAUAUGACGACUGAAAAUCAUUCUCAAUUGCUUCUCCAUAAACCAGCAGAUACAGAAGAAUUGCCAUUAGUUUUCAAAUCAGAAAUGUCAGCCCUUUCCACAGAAAAUGGGUCUGCCUUGCACUUAUGCAGCAAGAGUGACCUAGGGAAUAAAAAAACCACUGAGCCAUUAUUACUUAGAGAUCUACAAAAUAAUUCUAGGAUCUCCAUAAUGGCUAAUAUUGGGGCUAGCAAAGUAAUUGAGGGGAAUGUUGGAAUACCUGUUGUGGAACUUGGCGCAGUUUUCUCUAAUGGUACAGAGGAAAAUAAGGCCAACAUUUCUUUGUUAAAUACUGAAUAUACGCAUGUCGACUCCUUCAAAACAGAUGCAGAUAAUGUCCCUCAAAAUCUUGAAGCUGAAAAUGACUGUCAUCCUGCCAAGAGAGAUGAGAAUAAAACUCUGAUCCAACCGUUAACCAGCUUAAAUAUUUGUUCAUCUCCUCUUGAGAAACAAAAUAAGCUCUUUGAACUGGAAAACACAAGGCAUGUAAAGGACAUAGAUACGUCAUCUCUUAAAACUAUAAAAAAUGAUGCAAUUAAAACUCCAAUUAUUUCUGAGAAAAGCAAUUCAAUGCUCAGAAGCAUAAGAAAUCAUGUCAGGCCUCCUGAAAAUAAAGAACUCUCUUGUCUGUCUAUUAUUUCUUCUGAAAAUGAGUGCUUGGCCCAUAGUUCUCUACCUGUGAAACCUGAAAAAAUUAACUCACCACCAGAUAAUUCUUGUUCUCUCUUACCUGCUUUGAUCCAUAAUGCUAAUAUCUUUGAAGAUAACAUUCAUUUGGAUACUAUGGCUAAAUCUGCAUCUCAUUCCAAAGAUCAGAAUUUUUUGAAGGAUUCAUGUUUUUUGCCUGAUGAACAGGAACAUGUGUUGCCGUCUGCAAGAGUCACCACUGCAAUAAAUUCUGCAGAGACAGACGUUAGUGAAAUAUGCUACUCUGAUUCUGUGUCUGAAAAUUCUAAAGCUGUCUUAAAGUCACAUUUGUUUCCGGAAUUUGGAAAUAACUUUAAAUCCCAUAUUAUCCCUGAUACUAAUGACAGAGAUAACACUGGAAAAAAGAUUUUGCCACAUUCAAAUGAAACAAAAUAUUUGACUAGUUCUUCUUCAAUGGAUUCUGAAUCCAUUCCCAUAAGAGAGACCUUUCCUGAUUUUACAUCUGACAAUGUACAUGCAUCUAAAUCUGCUAUUCCUACAAGUUCUUUUAAAGAUACCUCAGACCUUCAUUCUCCUGCCUGUGAAACAAUAGAGGCUGUUUUGGACAAAAUCAAUUCUCUUCCUAUAAAUUCUGAAAAAUAUACUUUAAAAUUGUCAUCUAAAGAUAAAUUAAGUAGUGUAUCUUCUGAAUCAAUAUCAGAUGUUACUUAUUCACCUCCAUUAAUGGCCUCAGUUACCUAUUAUGUGGAAACUAAAGAUUCUUCAAAGAUAGCAUCAGAAAUGCCUCUUAAUACCCAGCAGAGCAGAGAAAUUCAUACAACUCCCUCAGGGCAGAAUUCUCAUUUCCUUGUGGCUACGCCUUCAAAAAUUGCUACUGGAAUGGAUAAACAAGCAAUUACUGCUUUAUUUCCUAAAUCAAACAACCAGUUUUUUAAGGAACCAUUGAAAAAUGUUGAAACAGGAAAGCAACUGCAAAUUAAAUCUCAAAACUUAACACUUUUGUUUAAAAAGGCUGAUGAAAUAGUAGAUGAAGUUCUUCAUUUAGCAAUAGAAGAAAUUAGAUCAAAACAAACAGCCUGUCAAAAUAAUGACACUACGUAUAAUGAAAGUCCCAGUUUUCAAAAAGAUGAUACAAUUAGAAAAAUGCUGUCAGAAUCUAAAAAAAUACAGUCAAGGAACUCUUCAUUAAAGCCCUGUAAUGUGAAUUAUAUCACAAAGUUCUCUGGACUUAAAUUUGACAAUGAUACUCAGAAUGAAAAGGAACCAUUGAAUAUCACUGAUAAAACUGAUUUACACAAUUCAGUAUUAGUAAAACCAAAAGAAAUAACUGACAAUGUUAUUAAAACAGCCAAACAAAAUCCAGCAGUUGUGCCAUAUGAGGAACAUUUAAGUAAGGAUUUUUCCCAAAAUACAAAUAUUAUGUGUUACACUGAAGCAUUAGAGAUACCUAUAACUGAUGCAGAAUUACCAAUUAAGCUUCCUGAAAUAAUUGAAAUACCAUUAAGCCUAAGUCCAGUAUCCCCAGUUGAAGAGCAGAAGAUAACUGUUGAGGAUGUAACAAAUGUCUUGGUUCCUUUUAACUUCAAAGAAGAGAGUAAAGAGGUUUCUGGAGAAAUUAUACCAAAGAAUGUAUGUUCAAGCCAAACAGUUUGUGAAGAAUGGUAUGAUGACAUAACUAAACUAAAUUCUUGUCGUGACAAAAUGAAUAAUGCCAAAUACAAUAAAAAUGAUGAUUGUGCAACAAAUAGGGCAAUUGUUGGUGAUAUGACUAGUAGCUGGGCAUGUGAGAAUCAGUGUAGUUUAGUAAAAGGAGAAGCUGUUAUGACCUAUAAGCAAUUGUCAGCAUGCUCAGUUUUAACAAGAAACGUGCUACCCUUUAACUCAAACAUUAAUGCAGACGGUAGCUUAUCUGAUAAAUAUCAAGAUGAAUUUACUUAUUUAUGUUCACCUGGACAUAAUGUAGAGAAUGAUUUCCAAAAAAAUGAGAUAAGAAAAAGCAAAGCUAUUACUGCUGAAGGAAAGGAACCACAUGAAAAAUAUUAUGAAAUAAAUAGUGAAUGGGGCAGUAGCAAAAUGGGAAACGAAGAUAUAAUACAACAAGAUACUAAGUUCAAUGCCCUUUUUAGUAUAUCUGAAUCAUUUCUGUUGAACAACUCAUCAGACAUUGGUUUUGUCCUUGGAGAAGCAGUAAACAAGGAACCAUGUUUAAUAGCAGAUAAUGUACUUAAGGAAUAUUAUCUGGAUGUUGACAGUGAAAAUGAAAACAAAUCCCCAAAUUGUUUUGCCUUUCCUACACCAGAACAUUGGGAACACAAUUCUUCCUUUAAUAUUUUGAAUGAAGAUAGUCUUCAAGAUGAAAAUUAUUCAUUUUCAGGAGAAGAAAUAAUGAAUACCUUAUCUUAUCCUGAUUUAUCCUUAGAUGACACUCAUAAGAUGUAUGAAACGUCCAGAUUCAAAGAGGACCUCUUUCCUUCUUAUGAUGAAAGCAAGCAGUUGAAUGAGAUGCUGGGUGAUACUUGUUCAGAAUCUUUCAUGACUGUGGAAGCAAAGCGAUAUAGGAUUUACCCCUUUUCUUUGUCUCCUAUAUAUGAAGAUGAUGGUUCCCAAGAGGACUUGCCUUCUACUGAUAUUUCACCAAGAAAUCACUAUAGUGGAUCACCAAGAGAAAACCAAUCUUUAUCUAUCUUAUCACUUUUGCAAUCAGUAUCUGAAAAGUUGAAGUCUAGUAAUCGUUGUAAUGAAAAUGAACAAGAAGACAAACUUUAUGAAGGAAAAAAUCAAGAGGAAGAAAAAGAAACCUCUAUUUCCAAUAUUUGGCAAGACAAUAAAAAUACUGAAUUCCCAAAAGACUUUUCUAAACAACUUAUUUCUAAGGAAGUACUUCAUUCAGAAGAGACCUCAGCUUUGAGUUCAACGUUUGCAGUUCAUUUUAUUCAAAAAUCUGACCCUAGCAUGAAGCCUUUUUUAAAGGAUACAUAUUCUGAAAAUCUGCCUGACUUAAGUUAUUUAGUUGAAAAAGGAAGUACGCUUGGAAGCAGGAUCUUGCCAGCUGAUCUUCCAUCUAAAUCUACAAAGCUGCUGAAAUUGGUAACCUGUCAAAAGUGUCCUGUUGAUAGGAACAUACUCAAGUGCAAUCCAAGACCAGGAAAAAUGAUUAUUUGUGAUUUUCAUGGGAACACAAAUAAACUAGAAAUUUAUCGUGAUGUGAUAGAUGCUACCAUCUGGGUGUUUUCAAGAGAAGCAUCAAUCAGAGUUGUUAGAGGAUGCUGGAUUUUAUAUGAGAAACCAACAUUUCAAGGUCAGAAAUAUGUUCUAGAAGAAGGAGAAAGGAUGCUGACUGACAUCUUGAAUCUUCACAGAGAGAAAGCUCAAGGAAAUUUCACAAUUGGUUCCAUCAGACAUAUAAUGAAGGAUUGUAGUAUUGCUGAAAUUGAACUUUACUCACACAAUAGUACAAGUCAUUUUCCAAUCUGCAUUCAGGCUGGCAUAGCUAAUUUAGAUGAGUUGGAAGUUGAAAAUCCGAUCAUCUCUGUGAAAGCAGGAGUAUGGGUUGCUUACGACAAGGAACGAUAUAAAGGCCAGCAAUACUUGUUAGAGGAGGGAGAAUAUGAACAUUGGCAAUCAUGGGGUGGAGUCAGCAAUGUUUUGCUCUCGGUUAGAUUUUUGCAAGCCAAUUUUAUGGAAUCCAAAGUAACACUUUUCGAAACUGAUGAGGAAAAUGGGAAAGUAUUGGAUGCUGUAAAUCAAGAAAUUCCUGAUUUGGAAUGGGCAGGAUUUGGCCUAGUGACAAGAUCAGUUAAUGUGAAAAGUGGAGUAUGGAUUGCUUAUGAAGGCUGCAAUUUCUUGGGGAAACAGUUUCUUCUUGAAUCAAGCAAGAUUUCAAACUGGACACAGUUUAGUGGAUGGACAGCAAUUGGCUCUCUUCGUCCCAUAAAGCAGCCAGCCGUGUAUUUCAGAAUAAAGAACAGAUCCCAAGAAAAGUACUUGACAGUUGCUGGCACUUUAAUGGAUGGAAGAGCUACAUCAGUAUGUUUGUUCCCACAAAAUGGCAAGAAUACUCAGAUCUGGCAUUACAGUCGUGGCCUCAUCAAGUCCAAGGUCAAUGAUGCUUGCCUUGAUGUCAUUGGAGGCAGGGACAUACCUGGAGCAAAAGUUGCCCUGUGGGCAGAACAUGGAAAACCAAGACAGAAAUGGACAUGCAAUAAGGAUGGAACCAUCACAUCUUAUCUCAGUGACCAGCUUGUUCUUGAUAUCAAAGGAGGAGAUUACUAUGACAGAAACCACAUUAUUGUAAAUCAACUUAACAUCAGUGAAUGUACACAGAAAUGGGACUUUGAAAUACUGUGAACGGAUGUUCCCAAGAUAAACCUAUUUGAAAAUAUGUAUUAAAUUAUCUGAAAAUACUUGAACUACUGAAGAGACAUAGUGUUGGUUUAUGAUAAAGAUCUGCCCAAGACUGCCAAACGAAGAAUAAAAAACAGCUUCUUUAAAGUUAACCAAAAACUUAAUUUUUUACUUUCAAGUAUUGUUAUUCAUAAAAUAUUGCAGGAUAAUUUAUGCCAAAUGUUCUUAACAAUUUUGGAUUGCUGGUAACGAAAAUUUAAAAUGCAAUUUUGUACAGAUUAUUCUUUCACAGAACUGAUGCAUUGAAAUAUUCGAAAUUUAUACUACACUUUGAUACAGUAACUCUAAAUUGAUUAAGAGAAUGGCUGAAAUUAUUUGUCAAUCCUGUUUGUAUUCUAAUGUAAUAAAUUAUGUAUAAUUCUAAUUAAAACAGUUACAAACAUGUUAGAAAUAACAAAAGUUUAAAAAAAGUGAUCUGUAAUUGAUCUCGUCAUUUAUUUUUUACAAAUAGCCAAAAUGGGCUAAGGGAUGAUAUGUUAUUAAUUCUUUGCCUAGUAUUUUCCCAAAUUAUGUCAAACUUACACAAGCAAAGCCCUUAUUUUCGUGGUGUGGAUUCAAAAUUCCACAGUGUCGUAGAGCAAGAGAUUAUAAAAUACCUAUUCCUCCUAGGACUGCUCCUUCUGGAAAACUGAUUAAGGCCUUACAGUUGCUUUCAAACAAACAAACAAACAAGUCGGGAAAUAGAGGUCUUAUCUGAUGUGUCUAUGGCCCUAAUGGUUUCUCCUUGGACAACUAUUAUUGCUUAAAUUUAGCAAUUUGAAUUGGUAAAUCUUGUCAUUAACAUCAUAAAGCACUGUCACAGCAGGAAAUUUACCAUAUUGUUUACCUAUAAACUAAGAAAACAUAUACAACCAUUUAUACAAUACACAUUUGUACUAUUUGUACAACUUAUUAUCUAUGCAGGAUUUUUUAAAAAAAAUAUCUUCCUUUAUAUAUGAGCUUCAAAAUAUCCAGUAUCUAGUAAAAGAAACCUAGUCAAAAUGGAAUUCAGAUUAGGAUUUUACUUUUUUCACCCUCGUAUUUUCUAUCCAUUUCAUUUCCAAUAGUAUUGUUUCACACAAUUUGAGUGUGAUUUAAUUUAGUUUCUAGUAUUAUAGCCAAAAAUGUUUCUUGUAGUUUUUAGGCCCAGUUCAAAUAAAAUACUGAAAUAUCCAAAUAUUCAUUGAUAUUCAAGCCCAAUCAUAGGCAGUGGUUGCAACUUGUUGAUUUUCGUUAAUAGAACAUCCAUGGAUCUCUACCUCCUAACCAGAUGUUUUGCCACAGAUGUUGUAAAAUAAAUCAUUUAUUUACUUCUUGCAUUUCUGCUAUGUAACCAAGGUAUUGAUAUUUUAAUCUAAAGCACUUAUUUAAUAGAUGGAUUUUAUGUAUACUACAAACAAGCAAUAUAUAUAUUUGAUAACACACCUUUUAAAUAAAUUGUUCUUUUCAGCUCGUUA